Messenger RNA from Raphanus sativus (radish), 353 nucleotides. RefSeq names its product CLAVATA3/ESR (CLE)-related protein 2-like. NCBI's taxonomy places the organism in Eukaryota, Viridiplantae, Streptophyta, Magnoliopsida, Brassicales, Brassicaceae. Bases 117 to 353 code for a protein of 78 amino acids. The transcript has a single exon. The record is from RefSeq and is a predicted model, not a curated record.
UUUCCUCAUAUACACCUCAUACACACCACGUUAACUACUUCACAAUUGCAAUCUCUCUCUCUCUUUCUAUUGACUUUCUAUAUAUAGUAACUAGGUGCAAUAAUUUGUAAUAUAUAAUGGCUAAGUUAAGCUUCACGUUUUGCAUCUUGUUGUUUCUUCUGCUAGCCUCAGUUGUCACCGGAACCCGCCCACUUGAGAAGACUCCCGUCGGGGUAAAGGUAAGAGAGUUAAGCACACCUAAUGAGGCGACAACCCCAACUGUAGCAGAUGGUCAAGCUACCGGUGGCAGUGGCAGCCAGGAAAAAUCUCUGGAGAGGUUAAGCCCAGGAGGAUCCGACCCGCAGCAUCAUUAG